ACCAAGCAUAACGCCCCGUAAAAGCUUCCAUCGGUAUCGGUGCGUUUGAUUUUUCAAGAAAAAAACACCGCAAAAAUAUAGAAAAUUUGUACUUGUAAACCUCAAGUUUCUCGAUCGGGUUGAAAGCUCCGUGGACCCACGCGAAGAUCUACAAAACCCCAUGGCCAUGAAGAACUUAUUGGAUCGUCCGAACGGUUAUCAUCUUUGACGGUACGAGAUGUCAUAGAAUGGAACAAAUAUGGAAGCUGCUACUGGUAGCUUCCGUUCUCGUGGUGCUGCUUCAAAAUGUAAUGCCGGAAAGCUCAGACGUAUUCGAGAACGGAAAAUCGGAUAAAGAAAUAUUAGAUGACUUAUUAAACGAAAACAGAUAUGACAUGAGACUGUUGCCUCCGGUGGACGAUCAAGACUUCUGUUGUGGUAUGAAAACUCCUAAGGACAUGCGAGUUGUCCUGCCAUCCGUACAUAAACAUCCGAUUCGCAAAGGACCUUUGUUAGUCAAUGUCAGUGUACUUUUGCUCAGUUUGGCGUCACCCGACGAGUCUAGCUUGAAAUACGAAGUUGAGUUUUUACUACAGCAACAGUGGUAUGACCCGCGACUCCGAUAUUCAAAUCUAAGUAGAUACGAUUUCUUGAAUGCAAUACACCACCAUGCUCAAAUAUGGCUGCCAGAUACAUACUUUAUUAUGCACGGCGAGUUCAAAAAGUCGCUGAUACCUAAUGCGUUUUCCCUGAGGAUCUACAGGAACGGCAGCGUGCAUUACUUACUUAGGACGCAUUUGAUCUUGUCGUGUCAAGGUAUACUGAACAUAUUUCCAUUUGAUGACCCCCAAUGCACUUUCUCAAUGGAAAGCAUAUCAUAUGAGAUGUCGGCCAUAAAAUAUGUCUGGAAGAACGACGAGAGCACGCUGAAGAAGUCGCCAUCACUAAAAACUUUAAACGCGUACUUGGAUCGUAAUCACACGACGGAGUGUCCAUCCACCGGAAGUUGGAGAGGGAAUUACAGUUGUCUACAAGUUGACCUGAUUUUUACACGGGAUCGAGCGUUUUAUGUGACCACAGUUUUUAUACCAGGCAUAAUAUUGGUGACCUCGUCGUUCAUCACGUUCUUUCUGGAAUGGAACGCAGUGCCUGCACGAGUGAUGAUAGGUGUAACCACAAUGUUGAAUUUUUUCACUACUUCAAACGGUUUUCGAAGCACAUUGCCAGUGGUGUCCAAUCUGACGGCCAUGAACGUUUGGGAUGGCGUAUGCAUGUGUUGUAUAUACGCCAGUCUAUUGGAGUUCGUGUUGGUUAACUACGUCGGACGCAAACGGUCGGAUUGGCCGAUGCCCAACGUUAUUUACCAACACAAUGAUCCGGAAUACAAACAAGGUGACAAAAAUCAAGGGGAAUGUUCCAGUUGCGGCCAAGGGGCAUGUACCCAUUCGUUGCUACACAAUACAUGCCCAUCUAAAACGGAGGAGGAUAACACUAGAAGCGGCCGAGUUCUCAAACACAAAAUGCCACCACACCCGAUUCGCAUAGCCAAGACUAUCGACGUGAUCGCCCGUAUUACGUUCCCCACGGCUUAUGCUAUAUUCUUGAUAUUCUUCUUCAUCCACUACACAAGUCAUCCAAGCCACUGGACCAUUUAGAUCAAAGGCGAGUGACUUGAGGAGCUCAACGUUCUUAUAGCAAUACUAUAAUCAUUCAUAAUAGCUACCAAAGUAUAAUUCUGUAGAUAUACCGCUGCAAAAUAUGAUGUAAACGAUUUGCAACAAACGACACGUUGAAAAUCGUCAAUUAAUAAUAACAAUUAUAUUAAUACAAUUUUCUUAAAAAAUAUAAAUCAAACGACCGCAGAAAUGAACAUUACACCACCAUCGGUAACAACGCAAAGAUAACAGCUUGGUAAAAAUAUAUUGGUAAAAUCAAUACCUGUUGUUAUUCAAAUCAAAACUAAAAUAUUAAUUUAAUGAUUCUCCUCCUCUUUCGAUUGUAUUUUCUCUUUAGUAAAUGUCCAUCAAGCUUGGCGACGUUCUGUUUGUGUUGCGUAGUAUCUAUACCAAUAGAUUUUUUUUAUUUAUAAUUUAUUACAAUAAAUAGAGUAAAUGUAUAAAAGUUAUUCCUAGUAUACUCAGCAUAUUUAUUCAUAGACAGAGGAUUAUAGUUUUUAAUUGAUGGAUUUUUUUUAUGAUUAAAGCCAAACGACAAAGUAAUGGAGAAUGAUAAUACUUAAGUAAACGAACCCAAAUCAUGUCCUAAUAUUUUGAUUCCUUACAUUUUAAGGAAGAUUAUAUCGCUUACAUUUCCAUUGGCUCUAUAAAUGCUUUGAAAUAGUUAUAUAUUUUAUUUAAAUAUAAAUAUGAAUUAAUUCGUAUGACCGUAUACAGCUCAAUUAUUAAUGGCUGAAUAUUUAGAUAUUAAAUGUAAUCCGCUACCAAUUAAAUAAAUAUAUAUAUAUAUAUAUAAAUUUAUUUCACGUAACUGUUAUUAAUGUAUAAUAGUAGUAGAUGGACCGUCUAAAUGGGAUAAAUAUUUGAUGUGCUAAAAUACAAUUUUCCAGUAGUAAAAAAAAUAUUUUAUAAACUAAUACAUGGUGAUUAAAUAAGUCAGUCAUUUUAUGGCAAAAAUACCUUGGCCAAACAUUUUUUGUACUGUACAAAAAGGGCACUCCCAGGAAAAAAAAAUGAUGAGCCUUGUAAAAAACAUGAACACCAAACUUAAUAGAUAAUACAAAUUUUAAAGCGCAUUUGCCAAAAAAAAACAGAAAGUGAAAGUAACUGUUUCAAACCAAUAUAAAUAUCUCUCAAGUAAGCUCUCUCCAACGAAACCUCAUCCUACAUGACGAUAAUACAUUUUUGAAAACCUUCUGUAAAAAUUAGUUUUUCAAUACAUUUUGUGGUUUUUAACACAAAUAUUUCAACAAUAUUAUCUAAAUCUUGUUCAAAAGGUCAUAAAAAUAUUAUACUUAAUUUUCCACUAAAACUCAACCAUAGAAGGUUUUCCCCGUGAUUGACGAUACCUGAAAACGUUUAAGACAAAUUAAAACAAUAUACAAUAAUUGUAUUAUGUAAUACAUUCGGACAAUCAAACAUCAUUUAGACAUAUGUUUUAUCAGUAUAAUUUACAUUUAGACACGUUUUAUUACUAGCAUUUUAAAAUUAAUGUAUGUAGCCAAACCGUGUUUUAGAUUAAACUCAUUUUAAUACCCAUUGAGUAAUAAUAAUAAUGUUUUAAGUACUUAAAAUAUUAUAAUUAAACAACAAAUGUAAAUUACAACAAUCAUUACCACUAAAACUAUUUGAGUUUAAACAUUUUAUUUUACGCCAUUUGUACUUAUGUUUACUUUUAUUUUUCGAAAAUAGUUUCCAUAAGUACAGGGUGUAGAAUCACAAUAAAUCAAAAUACUAUGAGUGUGAACAAGGUAUUCCUAAUAAAUCGUAAUGAACGCGCUUAGUUCAAAAUGUGAAUGCAAAAUAACAGCAAUUUGAAUAUUAGAUUUAUAUUUAAAAAGUGUGGAUCGAUAAGAAAUAUAUAAUUUAAUCAAAUGAAAGGAGUGUACAUCAAUAUUAUGGUUACAAAACCAAGAAUUAAUAAAAACAGUGAGGGUCCAAAAAAUAGAUAAGAAAACGUUAAAAUGUAUGAACUUUUAACAAGUUUACAAUAUUAACUCUAUUAAUUUUCGUGUCAUCUUCUAAAACUUCAAACUUUUUCGAACAACUAUAAUUGUCGAGUAGGACAAGAGUACUGCCCAUAUUAUUAUUUUGGGUAAUUCCUCUUAAAAAAUAUCCUUAACGCGUUUGUUAAACAACUUUGAUUUUUAGAUAUUUAACGGAAUGUAGGUAGAAUAAUAUUUUAGGCUAUAUACUUAAGUCGAAAAAUUUUUUUUUUAAUGCUAAGUCAACACCAUUAUACUGAGUUUGAUAACACCAUGUUGGAAAUAAUCCAUAAUCGACUGUAGGAUAGUAAUAUUAUACUGGUAUAUAUUUGUCUGUAAAAUUACAUCAACGCUUUUAUAAUAUUUAAAUUUAUUUUAUUUUAGCAUUUCAAAAUUACUUUGUAGCUGUUCAAUUAAUAAUGAUAGCAAAUAAUGAAUGAUAAUUUUUAUAAUUAUUGUAUUUAAGUUUUGGUCAACCGACUGGUUUACUUAUAAAAAAAUUUCAGGUCUGAUAUCAUUUAAGCACUUUUUUUUAUUGUUGUUAAAAUAAACUUGUUCAUAAAGCCUUUGCGUAGUUUUUAAUGUAAUUUCUUAAUAGUUUCUUAUUAAUUAUUAAUAUUAUAAUACAGUGGCGCUAACAUAAUAUUUUAACUAUCAAGCACUUAUUAUUUUUCAUAAU
Adelges cooleyi (spruce gall adelgid) is the source of this 4319-nucleotide messenger RNA. RefSeq names its product glutamate-gated chloride channel-like. Gene Ontology annotation, biological process: chloride transmembrane transport; regulation of membrane potential; chemical synaptic transmission. Lineage: Eukaryota; Metazoa; Arthropoda; Insecta; Hemiptera; Adelgidae. The record is from RefSeq and is a predicted model, not a curated record. Gene Ontology annotation, cellular component: membrane; neuron projection; synapse. Gene Ontology annotation, molecular function: chloride channel activity; transmembrane signaling receptor activity; neurotransmitter receptor activity. The coding region runs from base 228 to 1634 and encodes 468 amino acids. The transcript has 12 exons.